This is a messenger RNA of Microthlaspi erraticum, 1014 nucleotides long. The record is from the annotation of a GenBank genome assembly. Lineage: Eukaryota; Viridiplantae; Streptophyta; Magnoliopsida; Brassicales; Brassicaceae.
AUGGCAAAGUCAAUGAUGUAUAAUUCUCUCGCUCAAAUCUCCCUCGUUGUCAUGAUUCCUCUUUGUGCUUGUUGUGAAACCGACGAAGGCACUAGCACCGCCUCUCUCUCCCAUCAUUUUUAUGACAACUCAUGCCCAAAAGCUCAAGAAAUCGUUCAAUCUUUUGUCGCGAAAGCAUACUCCGAUGACCCUCGCAUGGCUGCCUCGUUGCUUAGGCUUCACUACCAUGACUGUUUCGUCAAUGGAUGUGAUGCUUCAUUAUUAUUGGACAAUAGCGGAACUUUGGAAAGCGAGAAACGAUCAGUCGUAAACAUAAACUCUGCUCGAGGGUUCGAAGUCAUCGACGAUAUCAAGUCUGCCUUGGAAGAUGAAUGUCCUCAAACAGUUUCUUGCGCUGAUAUUUUGGCUCUUGUUGCCAGAGACUCCACUGUUAUUACCGGUGGACCGAGUUGGGAAGUAUAUCUAGGAAGAAGAGACGCAAGAGAAGCAAGUUUGAUUGCUUCCGACAAUAACAUUCCUUUUGCUAACUCCACGUUUAGUAACCUCGUCAACAAGUUUAACGAUCAAGGACUCGAUCUCACCGAUCUUGCUGCUCUCUUAGGAAGUCAUACGAUAGGAAACUCGAGGUGCAAGAGUUUCCGAACAAGGUUAUACAAGAAUUUAGGAAACGAAGAUCUCGACCGGAAUAUGGAUCAAAACUUCGCUUCAAUGUUGCAGCAGGGAUGUCCGAUUUCCGGUAACGACCAGAACCUCUUUAAUCUCGACUAUGUGACUCCGACUAAAUUUGACAACCACUACUUCAAGAAUCUGAUGACGUAUAAAGGACUCUUGAACACUGAUGAGGUUUUGUUCACCAAGAGCAGCAACUCCCAGGAGUUGGUCAAGCUUUACGCGGAGAAUGAGGAAGCUUUCUUUGAGCAGUUCGCAAAGUCGAUGGUGAAAAUGGGUAAUAUCUCUCCGUUGACGGGGACUAAUGGUGAGAUCCGGAGGAUCUGCCGGAGGGUUAACCAUUGA